Messenger RNA from Drosophila suzukii, 6647 nucleotides. RefSeq lists its product as uncharacterized. The record is from RefSeq and is a predicted model, not a curated record. NCBI's taxonomy places the organism in Eukaryota, Metazoa, Arthropoda, Insecta, Diptera, Drosophilidae.
GUUGCCGUUCGUUUUUUGGAAACAUUAACAGUUAUCCUAUUUUGUGCUUCAACAAGUUUUUUGUAACAGAAUUUUUAUAUUACGUCUUAAAAAGGUCACUUUAAUCGCAGUUCAAGUAAUAUAAAUCGAACACACAAGAACAAAUUACUGGAUUAAUCAACAUCUUGUACACCUUUCAUUCAAGAACAACCACGACAAAGUGAAAAACUAUCAACGCCCUAAUUUUGUCACAAGGCUACUGGAAUCUAUUUCCACUGGAAGCCCAUUCCCCAAAAAUAGUUAAUGCGCAAUAGCAAACCGUUAUACCCGCGAAUACCCUGUAGUGAGUAACUUAAGCAGGCGAUGUUCACCUACAUACGUUUGUUUGUAUGUACAUAAACCACACAGAUAACAUAAACACACUGAGCAUAGAAAGGAAGAGGAGAAGAAGAAGAAGGAAUAGUUUUUGAUGCAGGUAGAGAUUACAAAACGGUUUGUGAAUCACAGGGUGAGCAGGGGGGCAUGCAAAGGGCGGGAAGGGAGGAUUGAAGAAAAGAGGAGCAGUGGUUGCUGGAAGGAGAGGGAGAAGAAGAAGAGACGGACGCACAAAUCGCUGCGUUGGCCACUGGAAUAAAUGGAAAAGCAAAACCAAAGACUGCAAAGUCGCCGCCCGUGGCGCCCCCGUUGACUGCGACGCCGGCAGCGACGUCUGCCUGUCUCCAUUUCUGUUUUGUGUCUGACCGAUCAAGUGUGCCCACACAGCAGCGGUCAAGUUCUUAAAAAAAGGUUAAAGUUUCCAGCCCCAAAGUUAACUGAAGACCAAACACCAAGUGUUGUUACCAAGUGACCACUGUACUUGCAUUUAUCUACAUAUCUGGGUUGCCUUUGUUACACUUUUCGCGAUUCAAAUGGCCGACGUGCGAAACCGUACUCGUAAAAAAUCAUUGUGCUGCAAUCAACUAACAUUCAUCAAAUUUUUGACACACAAAUGUCGGCACUGCUACACGAUGAAACUGGUGGGCGUUAAAUCCUGGGACACGCCCAACUACGGCCUGAAGAUCAGCAUGUUCGAGAAGAACAACUCGAUGUCCUCGGUGACCACUGUGCGCCAGGACGUGGCCAUUCCACUGUGGCACCUCGUCCUCCUGCAACAUCCGCGCAAGCGGAGCUCCGCAUCCGCCGCCUCUCGAGCGGAGUUGCCGCGAACCCUCUACAAUUCGACGACGAAAACCUGCGACUUCUGGCGCUACAUUCGCCACGUGUCCGCCUGGAACAACGUGGCCCAGCUGAUGCUCUCGAAGGGGGCCAGCAACAUGAGCCUCGCCUGCCCCCUGAAACAGGGCGUAUACGUGAUGAACCGCAUCCAGGUGCCGCCGGAAACGGCGCUCCUGAAGUUCAUGUACCACCCGAACACCCUGUACACCCUGGAGGGCACUGUCUACUCCUUGAACCCCAAGGACAAGGUCACCAAGAAGCCCUUGUGCUACUACGAGGUCAAUGCCACUAUCUAUAAGUCUUGCUAGGGAUCUCUUAAAAAAGAUUACUACGAUUUUUUUUGUUUUUUUUUUUUAUUGGUGAAACAUACCAUAUAUCAUGACAUUCCCGAAAAAUCUUAUUAUAAAAGCAAAGGCAAUAAAUAACAUCUCAGGUAAGCUCUUAAAAACAAAAAUAUUGAUCAAAUCAAAUCUUAAAAAAUAUUUAUAAAUUCUAGCUAUUAUAUUUUAAAUAUGACACUUAAUCACUUGCUAAUCCCUAAUAUUUUAGAUCUGUAGUUAGUUAGUAAUAAAAGUGGGAUAGCAAUUGACCUCCUGUGCAUGCAUUUCCCUAUACAAUUGUAAAAAUGUUUUUUCAAGCUCAGCAGAAAGCAAGCUGCAAUUGUCAGAGGUUCUGGUCGGGAUUGAGGUUGAACUGGGGUUAAGGCGGUUGAAAGCCAUGCGUGUCGCACGUCAGCGAGGGAUUUUUAAUUAAGUGCGAAUUAAAAAUGGAAAGGAAAAUUUAUACCAGCUACAACGGCGACACUCACACAUAUUUAUAUGGAAAGGCAACUGGCAGUAACCGCAAAUCAGCAGGAAGUGAGAUAUUCAUUCGAGAUGCAGGCAACUCCUUUGCCACAUUAUUUGCGACUCCCUGCUUUCAUUACUAUAAUUCUGACUACAAUUGUCUGCAUAAAGCCCGCAGAAUUAGGAAGAGGGGCACGCCCUUUUGGGGCCAUGGAGACGGAGAUGGCAAGAUACAUAAAUACGUGCCUGUUUGUACAUUUAUGUGGCGUUUGGCAAUUUGAGCUCGUGAAUUAUGCACAGAACAGUACAGAACAGAACAGUACAGCCAGCAAAGACAAAGACCCCGAAAAGGGGAGUUCCCCGGGGCUUGAGAAAUGGGAGUUGGGAGCUCGCAUUAGACAAAUUUGGCCAGUUUAUUUACUGGCAACAGUUCGGAGCCAGUCACAGAUGCUAACACUCAGUAGAUUGCUCGUGAUUCGUGGGCGGAGCUGUCUCCGAGCGGUGAUUUGUUGCGUACCACUAAAUGGGGCUCCAGUGUUGGUAAGAGCCAAGUCAUCGGUAAUGUCGACUUAAAAAUCAUCCCCUCAGUAGGUAACUAUAAUUCCCAAUUGGUUCUAGCCUUAAUUCAUGACUUAGGUGCUCUGGUAGCAGAUAAAUCAGUUGAUCGGGAGUUUUCACAGAUGAAAAUCCAAAAAUAUUAUAAAAUAUUAGUUGAUGUUCAGGAUAUUCCAAAAUAUAUUCUUUUAAAUACCCCUGUAAAAUCGAACCAUUAAUUCCCAAAAUAAGCUAAUUAAAGUCGCAUGCCAGCCCACGCUUCCUAAUUAACCAAUUCGCCUGGCUCAACAUUUCCAUGGACUGAUGACAUUUGGCGAUGCGUUCGGAUUAUCGAAAAAUCCCCACUUCCGUUGCACAGGCUACUUAAUUAUGGGUCGAGUUGGGAGGUCGGGUUGCAGAUGCACCAGGUCGUUUUGAGGGGAUGCCAUGACAACCGGGGCCGAAAUGGCAUAGGGAUCCGGGAAGUAACGGCUAUUAAAAGGCUCAAAGGAGAUCCUUAACAAAAGGCUGGCCUGGAGUAAGGUCAAAGGGGACUGCAGGAGGCCGAAAAGUCGGUUUGGUAUUUCCAGGACUGCCUGCUGAUAAACUUUUCAAAGAGUUUCUGCAUCUGAAGCUUCCAGCUGGCACUAAUGGAAUAUAAUUGGCGCGAAUCGCUGCAGUAAUCAGCAUAUUAAACGGACAACUGCAGUCACGGCACAGAUUACUUGGGAACAAAAGUUAAAUGACAAACUUAUGCGACAAAUGCAGCAGCAGUGGGAAAGGGGCUUAAGAAAUCGCAAUUGACUGGGCUAGAGGAUAAAAUAAUGGUAAUGAAUGCAGAACUAACUUCCGCUAUUAAAACUUGAACUCAAUAAUUUCGCUCGAGUUGUAAACUACUUACUGGCAUAACUUCUGUGUACCAACCACAAAAGUUAGCCAAUUAAGUUGCCUAAUAACACUAAGAAGUGCCAAAUAAUCUAAAGAUCUGUUUUAAAUUCGCAGCUAAACUCAGCCUGGAAACUCUGGAUGAAUCAGUUCAUUUCCUUUGAGCCCCCAAAACAAUUCACAUGCAGUUUUCCGGAACCCCAGCGAGGGAGGCAAGUUAUAGUUAAGUUAUAGGUACUAACUGGAAACCACAGGUUGAGUGCAUUUAAAUGGAAACUGCCGCUCCCACGCAGUUGUCACAUCAAUAACUUGCCGCUGAGUUAACAUUUAGUGUGUUCACUUUACGGCUGUCAUAGGUGCACUGAGCGAAAUGCGUGCGAGAUUGCACUCAGCGAUGAAACUUGAAAAUUGCAAACUUGAAAUUAAGAUUAUAUCAAUAAUAACCAACGAAAAGAAAAAGGUUUCUUCUCUCAAUGUGCAUUUUCAUCGGACUGAGCGUCACUUUGCGUAAUCGCAAUCGAAACGACUUCAACGUUUAUUUAGCCCACGCCGCAGUGCUAAUUCCACCAGCCACAUUUCACCGCCCCCAUUUCACCGCCCACCUUUCACCGCCCACAUAUUGCGCCCAAAGUGGGCGGGCACGUGAGAGGCAGUGGCAGCUGCAGCAGUACCGCUCCAUGAUGAUAUUAACCGGAAGUGACGACAGCGCCGGACAACGCCUAAAAGCACACUGCAGAAUUUAUUUCUUUAUUUCUCACGCUUGCCUGAUUUCAUUUUAAUUAUCCGGUGCAGGCGGUGGAAAUUAAUUCCGUGGAUGGCGAACAAAUAUGAAAAACUAUAAAGAAAAUGCGCAUAUUAAAAGUCAGUCAAAGCGUAUGGAGAACGGUUCGGAAAAAGUUGUUGGAAAAAAAUUAAUAUCAUAUUUAAAUAUUGCAAUAUGUACGCAAAAACCGAUUGGAAAAAAUCAUUGACACAUUGCGUAUUGCGAUUUUAGUGUUGAUUUAUAGACCAAUAAUAAUUGCUGGCUUUUCAGAUAUGAUUUGGAACCAUCAUGUGAAAAGUAAAUCUCAUUUUUUCCAUUAAAGAAAUGAGAAAGAUUUAUAUUUUUCCAAUGCUGACAACUACGAUGCUCAAAUGAAGAACAAUUUUUCAGCCAGAUUACAUAUAUCAUGAUGUAAUUUGAAUGCCCCAACCAGGCGAGAUCUUAACGGUCAUUAUUUGUUAACUUGCCCGCCACCACCACUUAUUUUCUUGGCCCACACACACAUUAAUGAGACCACAAAAUGAGCUCCUAAAUGACCAACAAAAGGAGGAAAACCCAGUGAAAUGGCUGGCAGAAAAAAUGAAGAGGAAAAACACGGACAACGAAAAUGUGGAAAGGCGGGGAAAACCAAAAACAUUGUUGCCUCAAUUGUCUUGUCCUGUGAGUAGAUUUUCCUGUUAUUGUUUGGCCUUUACUUUACUUCACUUACAUUCAUUACACACACAGAGGGUGGCGGUGGAAAUGGUAGGAAAAUGUGGAAAAUGGUAGGAAAAAUGGGAAAAGCAGAAUGUAAGGCAGACAUUGUUGCAUCCAAGGAGCUCGCCUCAUUCAGCGUUAAUUUUAUGGAUCCUGUUGAACUAAAGCAGCACAUGAAUCUCGUCCCAUCCCAUCGCUGUGGUCCUCCAUCAUGCCCACUAAUGGCUGAAGGUCUCGGAAAACUUCGCUUUUCUGCUUUUCACGUAUUCCCGCCUUUCCCACCCCUGCAUGCCACAAUGCAAAAUAAAAACAACUUCUUAAAGCGCAGCGGCCACGCCAAACUCCUUUUAAGCACAAGAAUUAUUAUGCCAGUGGCCUUGCUGACUGUGCUCCCUCGUUUUCCACGGAGUUUUCCACACUGCGCCGCCUCUUCCGAUCCCAUUUCGCAGCCAUUAUAACGGGGAAGAGGAGACAGCGAAGCAGCUGGUGAAAAUCCAUUGCAAGUGUAAACUUUUCCCCAUGACAGAGAAGAGGAGAAAGUGUUGCAAUGGAAAAGCGGAGAGGCGAAGCGGAAAACUUCCAAGGGACCCAUUUAGUCGGUGGUCAAGGGAUUUGCAGACCGAAGGUUUGACUUUGAUUCUGGUUUGAUUUUCUAAGCGGUUUUGUGCUCGAAAAAGUCAUAUGUGAAAAUGGGCUUAAAGAGGGACUUAAGGAUUAAAAUUUCAACUGCUUUAAUCAAAAUAAAGAAAGGCCAACACGGUUGGCCAAACAAUUUAAUAAUUCUAUUAUAUUAUUUUAUUUUACCUAGCAUACUUUUUCACUCUGUUAUGUUUUAAAAGGCCAUUUACUAAUUAAAACUAGAAAAUGCCGGCCAUGUAAGCUGAUUAAAAAGGGAAGGGAAACCAACAAAAGGAAUUUCAUAAAUAUUAUAGCCAAGGAAAAUAUUUAUUAAUGGGAAAAGCUGAAGCCAAGUGGAAAAUAAUUUGCCGACUACCUAAGCAUAUUUCAGGGUGAAAAAGGGACAAAAAGCCACAUUUGCCAACAAAAGUUGUAAAAGUAUGGAAUUUGUUUCAUUCUUAGUUUUGUAAGAAAUACAUUUAUUUUCAGGUUCCUUUCUCUCGUAAAAUGUUAACCACCAUUAUACCAAACCUGUUUUUCCAUUUUAAUAAUUCAAUUGUAAUAACAUUAAAGACAUAAAAUCACUUUGAUGCAUGCUUUGUGGGUAGUAAAUAUUUAUUUUUAAUCUGACUUGUUUUGAUUUCAACUAUGUUGUCGUUGACAGCAGUCAUUUAGUUGAGUUGAAAACCUGCAAAAAGUGGUUUCAUUUUGAUGCAAUCAAUUUGUAAGCUUAUCCUAGUCCAACUUUUAACCGCUUUUUUAGUUUUACCCUGAUUUUUAAGCCUUUUUUUGUUGUUCGUUUGGCAGCUGUCUUUUUGAAUAUCCAGCACGUCAUUGUUUUUUGUCGUACAUAUGCAUUAACGAAGGAUUUGCAGCAGUUAAAAUAUUCCUGUUACUUUUUUAAAUCGGAACACAACCCCCAACAUUUCAACAAACAAUGAAUUUAUAUUAAAUUUAAAUAUUAAAAAUAAUAUUAAUAUUCAAAUAAUUUAAGACAAUAGAUUGUAAUUUACAUUACGAACUCAACGAUGUAUGACAUUCCUCAAUCUGAUAUAUAUAUAAUUAAUAAAUCGCUAAUUUAAUAAACUGAAAGGAUUCGUAACAUAUUUUCUGUCCAAAUUCUGGGUUUAUGGCUCUCAGACACCAGGCAAACAGAAAACUUAGCAAGUGGC